Cladophialophora bantiana CBS 173.52 is the source of this 192-nucleotide messenger RNA. RefSeq lists its product as uncharacterized. The coding region runs from base 1 to 192 and encodes 63 amino acids. The record is from RefSeq and is a predicted model, not a curated record. NCBI's taxonomy places the organism in Eukaryota, Fungi, Ascomycota, Eurotiomycetes, Chaetothyriales, Herpotrichiellaceae. The transcript has a single exon.
AUGGAGUUCGAGGACCUGAGCGAUAAUGUAAAGAGUUUGGCUCGCGAGGCGCUCAACGGCCGGCAGAUCAGAUAUGUCAUCAAGACUGCCAGGCAUCUCGCUGCUUUCCGGAAGCAGAAGUUCGGCAGCCAACACUUGGAAUGCGCCAGUGAGGUUGUUGAGGAGUUCGAGAAAUACCUUGUCGAUACAUGA